UGAACGAACAAUUCUUUCCAUAGAGCUGUAAUUCCGGGGGCUCCACAAUGGGAUCCUAACGAUGCUUUAUUGUUAGGGGGUAUUUAAUAAGCUGAAUGCAUGAGGAAAUGAGACACAGGGAAAAAGCAUUCAGAGGGGCUUCAAAUAAAGUGAUUAAUUCACCUCCUGCCCACCACUAGCUAGACAGACGUGGAUAAAUUCACCCACAAAUUACUGGCAACCACGGCAAAAGAAGGAAACUUCUCAACAAAUGGAGUUCCUUCGAUUUCGGUUACCUUGAUAUCGAUUGCUAAUUUGAUCAUGGAAAUCCGAUAAUGGACAAGGUGUUGAUAGAACUUUCAUGUUUCAAGGAUCAUAUGUCCCAGGUGCGACCCCUCUUUAGAAGGAAAGGCCUGAAGGUCGCUGAAUGCAGCCAGUGUUUUUCUUGUUGGUAGAGAUUAUCUCGAAGACUCGUGUCUUGUGGCACCGUUCUUAAUGGUGGACAUACUUGGGAUAUGAGGGGAUUCCUGUUUAUCGUUCGAGUGUUUGCUGGGAAGGAUUACUGCUCGCUGAAAUCAGAUGUCCAAACAGGAGAGAGGCUCUGGUGAUUGUUAGAGCCAGAAGUCUCUGCCACAAACACUUCCACUGUUUGAUUGCUCGUCAAACGUUUGUUAACUUUGUAGAGACAAACUCAUUGACAUUUCGCACGGUAUUGAGAAGUUGUUGUGAAUUUUGUGGUGUUCUUCGAUUAUUUAUAUUUCUUUCGGUGCUAAAACAUAACUAUGGCAACUUUACCAAGAACUUCUGGGCAGCUUGGAGCUCUUUCUAUGCAGCCAGGCGCUCUCCCAAACAGCGUCAGAAGGAAAAAGACCAAACCUUCCAAACCCAAACAGGAGAAAAUAGAGGAGAAACUUGUGGAAGAGAAUCAGUCGAAGGCGGUCGCCAUGACGCUGACGACUAUGCGGGCCGGGUUACAGCGGGCCUACUUAGACGGCCUGGAGUUUAUACGCAACAAAAUCUCGGACACCGAGACCGAAGUCACCAAAACGAGGCUGUCGUUCUACAGCUGUAACGAGACGGACGAGGACAGUUUCCUACAGUACCUGAAGGAGUGUAAUGACCAUUUCCUGAUGGCGAACAAUGAGCUCCGGAGGAAGAACAUUAAGCUGGAGGUGAUAGACAGUGAGAUGAGGAUUGUGACUCUGUUAAACCACUUACGUGAGGCCGCGGAAUUCGACAAAGGGGAGAUCGCGUUCAUCACUGGAUUCUGGGAGAACAUCAAACACACGGUGGAGUCAUUUCAUUCACUGGUGGAUAAGUUCCAGACCAAUGUUCUCAAUCGUCUCAAUCAAAACUGUACCAGCUACAACAAUGCUGAUAUCAGUCUGGAGGUGUCCAACCGUUACACUGAGGAGAUAUCUGGCUACAUCGCGGAGCUAGAGCGGGAACUCACAAACAUGCGCCUGUUGAUGAAAACUUACGAUAGCGGAAUUCAUCAGGAUCUGUUCUCUCAAAACUCAAAGUUUGCGGAAAAAGUGUUAGUCUCGUGUGAUCUUAAAGCGUUCCCGAUUCUUCGACUUGCUCCGGAUUUAGCGGAAAAGAUGGAGAAUGUUUGUGCUAUAGCGAGGAAAUGGUUGGACCGUGACGAACAAUAUAUGUAUGAAGUAAACAACUACAUCAAAGAAACGAGAAAUAUCGCCAAAAAGAGAGAGGAGGAUCUAAAGAACCAGAAAGAGAAACAAAAGAAAAUCGAGAAAGCGGUGAAAACGGCAAGCAUCCUACUGCACAACAAUAAAGAGAAGCUCCAGAAGAUCGAGUCCGAGCUAAAUUCUCUGGAAGGACAGUUAAAUGGAUUCAAGCAGGAGAAGAAGUGUAAGCACACAGAGAAAGCCCAGAAAUCUAGCAUGGCCGACUUUCUAUCCAUUACAAUGACACAGACACGGAAAAAUUAUAACCUACAAAUGAAAAGACAACGUCUAGUGAAACAGGUGCGCGAACUGGAGGAAUUUCUGAUCGGAUUAGAGAGAGAACUUUCAAAUGUGGAGGAUGAGUUAAUGGUGAAAUCUCAGGAAAGGAUUCUUAUAAACGAAAAGGUAGAGACCAGUGUCAAAACGUACGAUACGCUCAAAACGGACUUCGAAAAAUAUUCUGAUAAUUUAGAGAAACUAGAACAAGAGGUGAAUAUUCUGUCUGGACAGUUAUUGCAGCUGGAAAUUAUUCAGACUUACAAAACAAGUCCCGAGAACGUGGAACAGAUCUUUGAUCGUCCUCAGACUGUGAAACUAGCACCGUCGUUAAAAGAAAAGAUCAAACGGAAGCGGAAAGGACUUCCGGUGACCGAAAGUUGACGCAUGAGCGUCGACACUAUUUGUUUUCCCUUGCUUGUAACGUGUACAAUAUUGCAUGUAGAAGACUUUAUCGUUCCAGGCAUAGUCAUACUGCAUUUAUUAAAAGAGCACCUUGCUUAUUAUUUACAUAUGUCACAAAUGGCGAACACAAAUUGUUAUUGUUAUUAUACGAUGUUGUUGAAACAGUCCUGUGUUCGUUCUACAGAGCCAGAACGGAAGCAGGUGCCCCUAGUUACCUAAGUCUGCAAACUAAGCAUACCUCAUUAUGACAUUCAGUCUAUGUUGCCAAAAUACGCAAUAAAAGUUACAGAAAUGAA
Magallana angulata is the source of this 2644-nucleotide messenger RNA. RefSeq names its product ankycorbin-like. The transcript has 2 exons. NCBI's taxonomy places the organism in Eukaryota, Metazoa, Mollusca, Bivalvia, Ostreida, Ostreidae. The record is from RefSeq and is a predicted model, not a curated record. Bases 762 to 2327 code for a protein of 521 amino acids.